This is a messenger RNA of Acyrthosiphon pisum (pea aphid), 1180 nucleotides long. Its product is annotated as putative basic-leucine zipper transcription factor S. The coding region runs from base 341 to 1180 and encodes 279 amino acids. The transcript has 8 exons. The record is from RefSeq and is a predicted model, not a curated record. Lineage: Eukaryota; Metazoa; Arthropoda; Insecta; Hemiptera; Aphididae.
ACGAAUAUAUUUAAUUUAUUUUUUAUUUGUUAUUUAGAUAUUGGUUAAGAAAUGUAGGAGUUGAAGUACUUUCUGUGUAUAAAAAAGUUUAUAGGACAAACAAUAAUAUUGAAUCUUUCCAUAAUAAACUAAGGCAAACUUUUCAAGUAUCACACCCUAACAUAUGGGCAUUUUUAGGUAAUAUGUGCUGAAAUAACUAAAAAUUAUAUUUGUUUGAACAUACAUACACUACAUUAUUAGUUAACCACAAUACAUUUAUUUAGGAAAUUUAUGUAAAAUAAACACAAAUUAUUCAAUAAAGUUGAAUCAGUUGGAAAACGGUUUAGCUCUCUCUCGAAAUAUGAAAUCAAAGUAUAUAACAAACGAUUCUAGAAUUAGAACAGCUAGUCGUCAACUGCGUCAAGGUAGACUCAGCAUUAAAAGUUUCCUUUUAAGAUGUUCAUUCACCGUAGCAGGAUAUGAAGAAAGGAUGCGUUUUAUGGCGUUGGGUCAAAAUAAUAUAGAACCUUUGUUGAUGAAUGAUGAUAAUCUUGACGUUACUGUAGAAGAGCCUGCCUACAAUGUAGAAGAACCUCUGGUUAAUGAAGGUGUGCAUAACAUAAAUGCAGACAACUUAUUUGAUAAUCUUGACGUUACUGUAGAAGAGCCUGCCUACAAUGUAGAAGAACCUCUGGUUAAUGAAGGUGUGCAUAACAUAAAUGCAGACAACUUAUUUGAUAAUCUUGACGUUACUGUAGAAGAGCCUGCCUACAAUGUAGAAGAACCUCUGGUUAAUGAAGGUGUGCAUAACAUAAAUGCAGACAACUUAUUUGAUAAUCUUGACGUUACUGUAGAAGAGCCUGCCUACAAUGUAGAAGAACCUCUGGUUAAUGAAGGUGUGCAUAACAUAAAUGCAAACAACUCAUUAGAUAUCGAUUCUGAAAAUAGUGAUAGUAUGAUAUUUGUAAGACGUAGAAGAAGGAUUUUUAGCAUCACUGAUGAUGAAUCCGAAAAUGAAUCAAAUCGUUAUGGUGUUGAAAACCCAGAAGUUCCACAACAUGAACCUCAUAUUAAUAUUUUUGAUGAAUUCCCUAGCGAGUACAACGGGGAGCUUGAUCUACAAGGAGUAGAAGCAGUGGUUGACCAAAAUAAUGUUGACGUUGUCAUGUUGUUAGACAAUGACCCAGGUAAUAUAAACUAA